AUGUACAAACAUAACGAUACCAACACCAAAGUAGCUUCUAGGACAGAUGAUCGCGGAUACAACUAUCACCGAUUCGGAAACCAUGCGACCUCGACUCCAUUCGACCCCGUGAAAGACGUCCUUGACGGCAUGAGAUACAUAGUAUCCCGGAAUGAGAUAAAACAACCAGCGACAGAUGAGGAGUUUGAGAAGGUCACUUCCGGCACGAUUAUCUGGGCCGUCACAGCCGAGAAAACCACGAACAGUAGAGUCGGUGCUUGUAGGUUGAACGCAAAGUCUGGUAAAGCUGACUACUUUCCGACUCCCGACGGGUUCUGCUGCUUGAAGCCUGCGCCCUGGAUUGUCGAGACUGUCAACGAAGAGUCGCGAAGCUACGCCUGUAAGCGAAUGACUCGACACAGCAAUAGCGGCAAUGCGAGGUUGACACCGUCACAACAGGUACAGACAAUGCGGGUGCUGUACCCAGAUGGUAGGAACAACUCGAAUGAUCUUGGGCUUCCUGUUGUCAAAGUCGCAUAUUGCAUAGAUAACAGGGUAGGAGAACACAUCUCGCUCAUCAGCAUGAAGAAGUCGAAGACUAUCCGGGCUACCCAAGGUAUAGUCAUCUACGGCGUGCUCGAGCCGCAAUCGACUAUGUAUUUUCUUCGAAAAAGUCUUCAAGUCAACUCUGACAAGACCAAGUUUACACUUUCCAACUUCCAGAGUGGACAUAACGCAUCACCAUACGCGGGAUUUGUCGCAAACAAGGCCAUUCAAAGCUCGGAUGAUAGUGGAAUUGGUGACGAGCUCUCUUCAUCCAGUGGCAGCUAUAUCCCGGUGAGUGGGUUUCAAAAAGGCCGGAUGAUUGACACUGCUUACACGUCCGAUGCCCUGGAGGAUCUUGAAGUGGAAGUCUCACCGUCUGCCAUCGUUGUAUACAAGGGCCUGAUGGCGUCGACGCCAUCUAGACCGCCUACAACUGCUCUUAGUAACGGUCUGGAUGACCACAUGUCUGACCAAAGAGAAGUUACAGCGUUCGGGCGCCGGCCGCGGGAACCUGAGAUAAUUGGAAGCACGAUUCUAGCAAAGCUUGAGGGCAGUUUUCAGGUCGCGUAUUCCAGAAUGGCCAUUGCGGAGAGCGGAGUCAACACGGUAUGCGUCAAGUUCGCCGAGCAUCGCGAGAAGUUCAGGAACAUGGACCAAAUCGCAAUCACACACGCGCACCACCUCGAGUACAGGACACUUCUCCAAGAACUUCGGCAUUUUGAGCAAAGCCUUCGCAGCCACUAUCGGGACUGGCAACUUUGCGAGUCGCAUAAGGUCGUUGCUCGUCAGAUCUUCCAGAACCCCCCGGAGCAUUGUAAAUGGAAUGUGAUUGUGCCUAACGAAGGUUGA
Molecule: messenger RNA, 1374 nt
Organism: Alternaria burnsii
Lineage: Eukaryota; Fungi; Ascomycota; Dothideomycetes; Pleosporales; Pleosporaceae
Exons: 1
Coding region: 1-1374 (457 amino acids)
Source: RefSeq, a predicted model, not a curated record